UUGUUGCAAUUGAUAUAGAUCCUGAGAAAAUUGCAAUGGCAUAUCACAAUGCAUCAGUUUAUGGUGUAGCAGACCGUAUAGAUUUCAUUGUUGGAGACUUCUUCAAACUUGCUCCAUUUUUAAAGGCUGAUGUUGUAUAUUUGAGUCCUCCUUGGGGUGGUAUGCAGUAUAUGCAGGAGAAGGUGUAUAAUGUAAAAGCCUUAGGUGGACUCAUUAACUGUGAGAUGCUUAUAUCUACAGCACAGAAAAUAACAAAGGAUAUAGCUAUCUUUCUGCCAAAAAAUAGUGAUUUAUAUCAGAUAAUUGAGCUUGCAGGAUUUGGAAACGGUGUUGAUAUUGAAUACUGCUUAAUGGGACCCAAGGUAAAAGCACUGACAGCAUACUUUGGUGAUCUCGUAUACUGCUAAAUUGCAGUAGUAUGAAAUUGCUGGUAUCCUUUUGAUUUAUUCCAUAAACCUGUGGAAUUUUAAACAUGUUCCAGUUUUAUUAGGUAAAGGAAUCUUAUGUUUUCCAGGAAGUACUUCCACAUUUAGAUACAGGAAAUACACACACACAGGUGCCUAUGCACAGACA
Molecule: messenger RNA, 573 nt
Organism: Penaeus monodon (black tiger shrimp)
Lineage: Eukaryota; Metazoa; Arthropoda; Malacostraca; Decapoda; Penaeidae
Product: trimethylguanosine synthase-like
Biological process (GO): 7-methylguanosine RNA capping; 7-methylguanosine cap hypermethylation
Cellular component (GO): nucleus
Molecular function (GO): RNA cap trimethylguanosine synthase activity
Source: RefSeq, a predicted model, not a curated record